UGCAUGUCAACCCAGUUCAGCGCAUAUACUAAAUCUUUUGAUAUCAUCUUCACUCCUGAAUCCUGUCUUUAUCCAAGUCUGUUGAAGUCAGCUCAACAAAAUCUGAGAUGGGUCAACUCCACAUCUUCAAAUCCUCUUCUUAUCGUCACACCAUUCCAUGAGUCUGAAAUCCAAGCAUCCAUACUUUGCAGCAGAAGACUUGGCCUGCAAGUUAGAGUCAGAAGCGGCGGCCAUGACUAUGAAGGGUUAUCUUAUCUGUGUCAGACCCCGUUCAUCAUUAUUGAUCUCUUCCAUCUUCGAGCAAUAGAGGUUGAUAUUGAAGAGGAAACGGCUUGGGUUCAGUCGGGUGCAACACUUGGUGAUCUAUACUAUGCUAUCGGCAAGAAAAGGGAGUUCAUAUUCCCAGCAGGGUUAUGUCCUACUGUUGGAGUUGGGGGGCACAUCAGCGGAGGAGGGUUUGGCACCCUGGUAAGGAAAUAUGGGCUUGCAGCGGAUAACGUCAUCGAUGCUUACUUGAUCGAUGUUAACGGAAGAAUUCUUGAUAGAGAAGCAAUGGGAGAAGACUUGUUUUGGGCUAUAAGAGGAGGUGGUGGAGCAAGUUUCGGAGUCAUUCUAUCCUGGAAAAUCAAGCUAGUUAGAGUUUCACCAAUAGUGACUGUUUUCACUGUUCCAAAAACAACAGAACAAGGUGCUAUCAAGCUUAUUCACAGAUGGCAAUACGUUGCAGAUAAACUAGAUGAAAACCUCUUUAUCAGACUCAUCAUUCAAAAUAUUGCUGGUGUUAACAGCACAAACUCAAACACAUUCCGAGUUAUCUUCGAGUCGCUGUUUCUUGGCAGAAUUGACGCACUUAUACCAUUAAUGAAUGAGAGCUUUCCGGAAUUGGGAUUGAAAGCUGAAGACUGCACAGAAAUGAGUUGGAUUGAAUCGGCUGUCUCUUUUGCUGCAUACCCCAAAGGAAGCCCUCCAGAGGUCUUACUUGACAAGACUCAACUAUACAAAGCUAAUUUUAAGGCAAAAUCUGACUUUGUGACAGAACCUAUACCUGAAGACGGACUUGAAGGAAUGCGAAAGAGAUUGUUAGAAGAAGAUAUAGGACUCGUGAUAAUGGAUCCUUACGGUGGAAAGAUGAAUAAAAUAUCAGAAUCAGGAAUUGCUUUCCCACAUAGGAAAGGUAAUUUAUACAACAUACAAUACAUGGUGAAGUGGGUAGAUAAUGGAGUAAGGGCAACUAACCGGCAUCUGCACUGGAUCAGGUCCCUCCAUAGGUAUAUGAAGCCCUAUGUUUCCAAGUCUCCAAGGGAUGCCUAUUUUAACUACAGGGACCUUGACUUGGGGACCAACAAAGAUGCUAAUACAAGCUACUCGGAAGCAAGUGUCUGGGGUUUAAAGUACUUCAAGGGCAACUUCAAGAACUUGGCCCUAGUCAAAAGCAAGGUUGAUCCUGGCAAUUUCUUCAGGAACGAACAGAGCAUCCCCUCAUAUGCAUAGCUGAAAGGCAAAACAAAUUCAUAGCUACCACCUACACAAAGAGGCAAUGGUGACACCUGGAUCCCCAUUUUGCCCCUUCAUGACAAUUUAAAAGCAA
Messenger RNA from Ricinus communis (castor bean), 1588 nucleotides. RefSeq names its product berberine bridge enzyme-like 22. NCBI's taxonomy places the organism in Eukaryota, Viridiplantae, Streptophyta, Magnoliopsida, Malpighiales, Euphorbiaceae. The record is from RefSeq and is a predicted model, not a curated record. Gene Ontology annotation, molecular function: FAD binding; oxidoreductase activity.